AUGUUCCCCUUCUCGUGCGAAUGGAGAGUCAAGUUCCACCGUCAAAGGGCCCCUGCUGCGCGGACGUUCCUAGGGCUUCGGGUGAAUGCGGCUAUACCAUCCACUAUCAACAGCAGUGCCCGAGCAAGCCCUUGGAAGUUCCGUGCUUCCGGCUCCGUCGUGGAAAUAAGGUGCAAGCCAAGACAGCGGGAGGCUUGGUUGGCGGUCGCCACAGAGCCUUGA
Molecule: messenger RNA, 222 nt
Organism: Monascus purpureus
Lineage: Eukaryota; Fungi; Ascomycota; Eurotiomycetes; Eurotiales; Aspergillaceae
Source: the annotation of a GenBank genome assembly